Molecule: messenger RNA, 1269 nt
Organism: Letharia columbiana
Lineage: Eukaryota; Fungi; Ascomycota; Lecanoromycetes; Lecanorales; Parmeliaceae
Exons: 2
Coding region: 1-1269 (422 amino acids)
Source: RefSeq, a predicted model, not a curated record
AUGGAUGCUUUGCCUUUGCGACAAGCUGGAACACAAAACUCUCAACCGCAGCGGCUUCCUUUUCAUAAAGCAGGGCACUCUCAAACCACCAUCGAUUUGUACCUCAGACCUAUCGCGAAAGUCAAACAGGGCCAGAAUGACAUACGUAAUUACUUUUCUCCGGUGGCCGGGACCAGUUCAGUUCCAAAAGGCGAGUCUAGAUCUCCUGCAAAGGUGCUAGUCACUCCAAAACCAAGUCAUGGAAAUAAUGGCGUAGGCCCAUUUCACACGCCAAGUCCGAGCCCGAGUCUCCAAACCCCUGUGGAGAGCACACCAUGCAUUCCUGAGAGCCAACAAUUCAACAAAAGAGCACCAGAUAUCCCCGUUAGAGUACGAAAACACAACCAUGUCAAGUCCGCAGUGCUGCCGAGAUUUGACCCCUUUUUCGACAACGACGAGUACCCGCAUUCCACAUCCCCAAUGGCACCUAGAGUCACUGACGUUGUGCACCAUUCGCUUGUCCCGAAACCUUUGAACAUCAAAAUGCCUCCCCCCACAGACGAGGCUAGUAGAUCUCCAAGCCAGACCACUUCUUCGCCUUCGAGUGUGGGAGAUGCUGAUACCGCCUCCCUUGACGGGGAAGGGCGAGAAGCUCCAAGCUUCAAGCAGACGUAUAUGAGCGUCCAUUCUCGCCAAAACACGAUUGAUAGCCCUCUCAGCCCUCUCAUGGCAUUGCGUGAUCCUAGCCCAAAGCCAUUGCGCCAGCGUGUGGAUCGCCCUGCCGCUCUGAGAUCCAUAACUGCGCCAGAAUUGUUAGAGCCCUGUUCUACUGACAGCAUUAUUUACUUUCUCCCGGAGAUUUCGCCAACUUCAGACGCAUCGGCAGAUGAACGAGAGCCUUUGAUGGGGGUCAGCAAUUCGAGGACGAAAACCAACACUUCGAUCCGAGACGUAUUCAGACGCAAGAGGCAGGCUGUGAAACUUGGAAAUGUUAGUCCUGCCCAGAAAGGUAGGAGGGAAGAUGUGCUGAAGGAGAAAGCUGUGACGGUUUCCCCAGGACUACAACGGUAUUAUGACUAUCUUGCAUCUCGAAAAGAUGCAGCUCCUGUCAAAGAGAAAGGGAGAGAAAUGGAAAAUGUAGAUCAUAGCAAAAAGAAUGAGGAGAGUGUGCCCUCAGGACGCUCCGAGUCGGGAUCGUCCAGCAAGAAGAAGAAGAAGAAGGGAAAGGGGUUGCUUAGGUUGAUGGAGGCUUACUCGAAACAUGUAGAAGGGCUACAGAUGAUACAGUAA